Messenger RNA from Aureobasidium pullulans EXF-150, 1202 nucleotides. RefSeq lists its product as uncharacterized. NCBI's taxonomy places the organism in Eukaryota, Fungi, Ascomycota, Dothideomycetes, Dothideales, Saccotheciaceae. The transcript has 2 exons. The coding region runs from base 1 to 1116 and encodes 371 amino acids. The record is from RefSeq and is a predicted model, not a curated record.
AUGCUGCCGCUUAUCACCAUACUGGACGUCGAAAUACUCGAGGAACAAUCAACUAUCGCCUCGAGGGUCGCGUUUUUUAGUCUCAAGAACCUGCGCCAGCAAUGCAAAGUCUUUGGCCUCGUGACAGGGAACUUGUACAAGACCAGUCUCGUUGCCAUGCUCAAAAAGCUUCCCACCCAACCUGUCGUCUACGAGGGCUUCGACGUCGAGGAUUUGGUCAAAUUUACUCUUGACAGACAUCUCGAGCUCACCAAAUCCGCUGAGUGCCAUCUGACUGAGUACGAGUCCGCCCGUGCAACUUUCAUCCAGGCACGUACGAAGUCGGAGGAAAGGCGACCAAAGUCUCUCGUCCAACAUCUGGAAGCUGCAGACCGCGAGUUGCGAUUUGAUUUCCUCGGUCUGCCUGCAGAACUGCGUGACAUGGUAUAUCGCAUGGUUUGCAUCAGCUCUGCCAUCAUCAUUCAACCCGCGCGUCAGCCUGCCAUCGCCAAGACAUGUCAGCUGCUACGACACGAAGCUCUUGCCGUCUACUAUGGUGUCAACAGAUUCAGCGUGGCCGUCGAGAAGUAUGUCCGCCGAUCGCACAUGAAGCAGAAUGCCUGGUUCCAGAGCCUCCAACCAUGUCAUCUUGCAUCCGUGCGCUCUUUCUCCUUUACAUACCCCGGUGCCAACAGCGUUUUGAACAUCGACUUUGACAUUCGUGGCCAGAAGUUUAGCAUCGUACGCAUGAGCUGGACUAGUUCCCACCAUGCCGCCCAAAUACUGAAAGCCUACUUGGCCAAUCCUGGAGUCCCCACUGUCGCCUACAACUGUCUAAUCUACCAUGUCAGAGCCACGAGAAUGGGCAGUACACUGCAAGCCCAAUUUCCCUAUAGCCAGGUCUCCUCCGCUUUCCUCGCAGCCUUCAACGCCAGUGUGAACAAAAGAGUCGGACAAGCUACAAAGCCCACGGCCGCUGAUAAACCCACUACAAGGUCGAAGGAAUGGACACUUCUGAGCGAUGAGUGGCAAGCUCGCAAGGGGUUUUCGGCCUCUAGCAUCAAGAGAGUUGCUGCCAUGUUGGCUGAAAACAUGACGGAUGUGAAGAACCUCUGGGUUGGUGAGUUCCAGGACUGAGCGCAUGGCGGAUGAUUCAUUUAUCAGAGGAGUCGUGGUCGGCCGGGUGCUUCUUCUGUCUAGUACAGUAAAUUAUCACUACAAUG